Molecule: messenger RNA, 1676 nt
Organism: Dreissena polymorpha
Lineage: Eukaryota; Metazoa; Mollusca; Bivalvia; Myida; Dreissenidae
Exons: 4
Coding region: 1-1440 (479 amino acids)
Biological process (GO): protein homooligomerization
Molecular function (GO): protein binding
Source: RefSeq, a predicted model, not a curated record
AUGACUGAACAAGACAAUGAAGUGAUACUUAAUAUUCCCCAUGGAGAAGAGCAUAAUGAGCCAAACAAUGUGCACGAGGUCGAAGUUGAGGUGCAUAAUAAUGAAGUUGCAGUGGAUGACAUACAUAGUGAAAAUGAAAUUAAUGAGGUGAUUGAAGAUGACCAAGUGAAUAAGGAAGACAGUGAUGUUUGUGCGCAGAAUGAAUGUCAAGAACACUCGCUUAGAGCUGGUGGUGAUUUUAAUAAUCAUCAUGAGACCGGCCAGAGUGAAAAGAGAAAGAAGUAUGACAUGAGCACACGAAGUGGCACUGUGACUGACAGUGAUGAUACUCAGAGGGCCCCUGAUUUCACUGAUAGACGUGGUCCUCAGAGAAAAGCUAAGGCUUCGUUUCAACAAUACAAUGUUGGCGCACCUCUUGAGAGGUUUCUGUGUGUGCCUUGCGGCAAUGUCACAUUUGUGAGGGAGAACCUGGCACAUAGACACGUAACAGAGUGGCACGGAAUGUUCCGAUACCAAUGUACCUAUUGCAAAAAGUCCUUUGCUAGAAAGGUUCUCAGCCAUGCUCCUUGCAGAAAAGUACGUCCAGAGGACUUUACCAUCAUGGACCAACAUGGUAAUAGGCACAACGCGUUUGAACGUCUGCAAGAUUGGAAAAGAAAGAAUUUACCAAGAAUGGUUAGACAAGUCCCAAAUGGAUACAUCAAGCACCUUACGGAAGUCGAUGAAACCUACAAUAAGGCCCCGGCACCAAACACUGUCGAUUUAAGAAACCAACUGAACAACAUUCCAGACCUGUCCGAUAUCAGUGAGGUAGACGUAAUGUCGCCACCUCGAACGAACAAAGAUUCUCAGGAGGAUGACGAGGAAACUUCAUCAUCAUCAAGUUCAUCCUCACAAUCAUCAAACUCUUCAUCAUCAUCUUCAUCAACAGCCUCCUCAUCCCAUUCCUCAGCAAGUCCAGAGCCUGAAGAUCUAACAACUAAGGAUACAGAUAGUUCUGCAAGUGACGCUCUUGAUCUUAGAGUAAUAAAAGUCAGUAAAUCAAUUCCAGCAAACAUGACCCCAGUGAAAAACGACAUGGGUGACGUCUUAAGUGUCAAUGAAAACACAACAGAUCUGAUAGGUGAAGAACAGAUAACUUUAAAUGUUGGAGGAACAAUAUUCAUAACAACCAGAAAAACUCUGAUGGCCUUUCCAUCAUUGUUAGCAAGAAGGGCAGAGUCAAACGAAACAGCCAUCUUUAUAGACCGUGAUCCUGCUCAUUUCAGAUUCAUUUUGAAUUACCCCAGAAAUAAAAAUGUUGAUUUGAAAACACUCCCAGGGGACAUCCGGUACCUUUGGGAAAUGUUCUAUGAAGCAAAAUAUUAUGAACUGGAUGGUUUUAUCCAAGCCGUAGAAGCUCACAUUAGGAAUGUGAUGGCAAAACAUCAUUACAAAUGAAUCUGUGUCAUGUGAAAUGAAAAGUCAAGUGGAUUUAAUUAACGCAAUAUUAAUAAAUUGUGUUUAGGAUUCCAAGUGACAGAGUGAAACCACUCAUUCUUUAAUGAAUACUUGUUUUUAUAAUAUGUUUCUCAAACAAAUAGGUUUAUACUAGGUUCAUUAGUGUCGGGGGAAAUUGUGCUCAUUGUCAGGUUGAUGCCAGUUUUCAAUUUUAAAUAUAAUUUAGGAAUCUUUAU